GUAAGAGGCUGCCUUCAUGCUCAUGCAUUACAGAUUUAAGAGUCAUGUGAGACAAGCAUGACAAGCUUGCACUCUUCCAGACCCAGACAUAUUUGCAGUUGAUAGGGGGCCCCGGAUGACGAGGAAACCGGUAGUUGCGAUUCAAAAAAGCUUAUGCAUUGCUAAUAUGUCUGGCUCUGGGUCUGGAAGGAUGCAAGAUUUGCCAUGCUUGUCUAGCAUGACUCUGAGCUCUGUAUUGCGUGCCCGCAAAGAGCUCCUCUUUCCUGUCAUGCAGAAGCGAAAUUUCUCAUGCGGAUUACGCAACUCAGAGGCAGAACCACAACCACGGAAAAACUUGUCAUGCUUGGCAGUGCAUUACAAUGUGCGCAUUGGUCCUUGACUUGCAUCACAAGUUUCCAGACCCAGACAUAUUUGCAUUCAAAAAAACUGGCCGCCGAGAACUUGCGAAUUCGACAAAAACAGGCACUGACGACUAUCACGACGGUUUUGGGCACCGCGACCUUUCUCGGGGGCGUGUUGCUGGUGCUAAGGAUGCUGUUUUUGUGAGGAAAAGUAGAGAUGGAAAAUGAGCUUGAUUGAAAUCAGGAAAACACGAAUGACACACCGCACAUAUAAGCUCAGCUUUUGGACAAGAAGACAAUCGCAGAGAUGGUCCAGAGAUGAUGAUGGUAAAGAACAGGACAGACUUUUUGUAAACACAUGAGAACUACUACACCUCCGCAUAGGCAUUCGGCUCUCCUAAUUAUCUGAAGACUACAG
This is a messenger RNA of Amoebophrya sp. A120, 759 nucleotides long. NCBI's taxonomy places the organism in Eukaryota, Dinophyceae, Syndiniales, Amoebophryaceae. The record is from the annotation of a GenBank genome assembly.